Messenger RNA from Drosophila miranda, 4184 nucleotides. Its product is annotated as heterogeneous nuclear ribonucleoprotein U-like protein 2. Gene Ontology annotation, molecular function: protein binding. The record is from RefSeq and is a predicted model, not a curated record. The coding region runs from base 281 to 4042 and encodes 1253 amino acids. The transcript is spliced from 10 exons. NCBI's taxonomy places the organism in Eukaryota, Metazoa, Arthropoda, Insecta, Diptera, Drosophilidae.
UUUCAACGCGUUCGGGUUUUUAGGCCAUUUAUUUAUUCGCUAUUAAUGCGAAUGUAAAUCUGAAUUGUAGAGUUAAUUUAGUGUGCACGAGUGCAAGGAAAAAGACUACUUCAAUCUGGAGAAAUUUUAGCCGCGUGCGCCCAUUAAACGACAGCGCGUUUCAUUUUCUUUCGCAUUUUUUCCUUAUUUUUUCGCAUCCUCAGCCCCCGUCGGUGUGUUGGUGUUGGUGCACGCGAGUGUGUGUGUGUUUCUGCCGCCAAUCCAAAACGGAAGCGUAAAAAUGGAUGUGGCUAAGCUGGAUAAAAUGAAGGUGGUGGACUUGCGCAACGAGCUACAAACGCGCGGUCUGGACACCAAAGGAGUCAAAGCCGUGCUCAUUGAGCGCCUCCGGGCACAUGUCGAUGGUGGCGGAGCCGGCGACGGAGAUGGCGCACCAGUCACAACAAGCCGAUGUCAGCGUCGCACGCGCUCAAUGUCCCGCUCUCCCUCUCCCGUUGCAGCUGCACCCGUCGCCACAGAGCCAGAGCUCGAGACCCUGGAAGAGGAAGACCAGGCAGGAGAACCAGCCGCAGCCGCCGAGAAGCCGCAGUCAGAGUCGGAUAUCGAGGCGGACACAGUCGAGUCCGAAGCUGCCAAUGAUGAGGAGAAGCCACAAGCCAGAGAACCUGAGGCAAACGACGAGGCAGAGACAGAGGAAGCCGAUGAAGCCACUACCGUAAUAGGCCAAGAAGCAGACGAGCCGAUGGAGCAGCCGCUCCAAGCAGAGCAGGCUGUCUCAGAGGAGGCCGCAGAGGUCCCAGCUGAGAAGGCUGAGCCGGCGACAAACGGCGACAGCCAGAAAAUGGACGUCGAUGAGGAGGAGACGCCUGCUGCCCCCAAGGCGGAAGAAGCACAGGAAAAGUCUGAGGACCAGCCUCAUGAGCGUCGCAAACGCUCGCACAGUCGGUCGCGCUCCCGCAGUGGCUCCCGCUCGCCCAAGCAUCGCAACAGCGGCGGAGAGAAGCGCGAGCCCAAGCCAGCUGCCGAGGAGCGCACGGUGCCAGAGGAUGAGCCCACGAUCGAGGAGAAUAAAGUGGGACUAAGCUGGCUGGACUCCGAUUUGCAUCUUCGCAUCGAUCCGUCCACAUUUGCUUCGGCCAAGCCCCUGACAUCUGAGAUUUAUUCCCUGAUUUGGUCUGGAGCUCGCGCCAACUACGGAGUGCGCGAUGGUAAGGUCUGCUUUGAGGUGCGCCUCGCUGAGGAAUCGCAGCCGGAAAAUUCGCAUCAUUUCCGGGAUGAGCCGCAUGUGCGCGGCUUUCGCGUUGGCUUCUCGAAGCCGACGACUUCGCUGCUCUUAGGCGAAGCCGAACAUUCCUUUGGCUACUGCGAGACCGGACGCAAGGCCAAUGAGGGUGAGUUCGUAGACUAUGGCAAGCCCUACCAGCUGGACGACGUCAUUGGAUGCUAUCUGGAUCUGGAGAGCGAGCCGUGCACCAUCAAGUAUACCCUCAAUGGAGAGGAUCUGGGGGUGGCAUUUGAGUUCGAGAAGGGCAUCCUGGGCGAGAAGGAGGCCCUCUUUCCGCAUAUUGUGACCAAGGGCUACGAGUACACGGUCAACCUCUCGGAUGGCGAGCAGCUGCUGGUGAACGCUGAGAGGCCAACGCGCAAGCGCCGCAAGCAUCGCAAGGAAGAGGAUAAGGACGACGACAAACAUGAUAACGAUGGCGAAAAGUGGAAGGUUCUGGACGAGGCCACCGCCGACGACGAUGAGGUCGAGAAAAAGGAUGAUGAUGCGAAGACAUCUUCGGAAAAGGCCGAUGAGGAGGAUUCUGAUAAACGAGAGAAAUCCGAAGAGGAAGAAAAACCGGCACCAAAGGUGGAGACAGAAGCAGAGGAAGAGGCAAAGAUCACAACAGAAGAUGUUGAAAAGAAGCCAGAAGCUACUGAAACUGUGGAAACAGCUGAGCCAUCAUCUACUGAAGCCUCUGGGGAGACAGAAGCAGUUUCGAAUGGCGAUGCCAACGCUGAGAAGGCAAGUGAGGAGGCACCAUCAGAGGAACAGAAAUCCUCGACCGCCAAUGAUGAAGAGGACGACGAUGGACCCUCGCCCAACAAGCGCAUCAAGACCGACGAAGACUCCGAAAAGACGGAGACUGCGAAGGAAAAGGAAGAGGAUAAGUCACAGUCGCGUGAUGAUGAGUACGAGGAAGUGGUUCCCGAACCCAGAGAUACAGUCGCUCUGCUGUCGGACUACGUGCUGAUUGGCCUGGUGGCUGUGGAGCAACUGAUUGCCGGACCACAACGCGCCGGUUCGCGCAAGGCGUGCGAGGUCAUUCUUCUAGUGGGUCUGCCCGGUGCCGGCAAAACCCACUGGACCCACAAGCAGGUGGCAGAUAACGCUGACAAGCGGUACGAGGUCAUUGGACCCGAUUCAAUCAUAGCCAAGAUGACGAUCGAUGGCGCCUCUCGCAAGACGGUGCACAUGGGCCGUUGGGAUAAGGUGCUGGAGAUAUGCUUGAAUAGCUUGGGAGCCCUAGAAGAUAUCGCCAUGAAGCGGCGUCGCAAUUUCAUCCUCGAUCAGACGAAUGCCUAUGCCUCGGCCCAGCGACGUAAAAUGAAGGGUUUCAACGACUUCAAGCGCAUUGCGGUCGUUUGCAUACCCGGCGAAGAUGAGUUGAAACGUCGGAUCGCCGAAAAAGAGGAAAAGGGAAAUGCUUUUACAGUUAAAGAAUCAACAAUAAAUAACUUACGAGCUAACUUCACUCUGCCCUCGCUGGAGUUUGGCUGGUUCGAUGACAUAAUCUACACGGAGCUGAGCGGCGACGAGGCCAAGAGCGAGGUCAAGAAGUACAACGAGAAGGGAAAGAAGGCUAUCGAUGCGGACAGGUCCAGGGACAAGCGAUCUCGGGGCGGCCGCGACAAUUACCGACGUGACGAGCGCAACCGCAAUCGCUACAACGAUGAUCGUCGCCGGGAAUAUGGCGGACAGCGACACGAAAGCCGAUGGAAUGACUCGAGGCGCGGUGGCGGUGGUGGCGGAGGUUACUCCAGCAACAGUGGCGGUGGCGGCGGGGGCAGCCGUGGCUAUGACAAUCGCCGGACCAGCUAUGGAGGUGGCGGCGGAGGCGGGGGCGGUGGUGGCCAACAGAACUGGAUGCAGAACAAUCGCAGGAGCGGCUACGACGACCGUGGCUAUGGAGGUGGCGGCGGCGGCGGCGGUGGUGCCGGAGGCGGCAGUCGUGGCUAUGACAACCGUAAUCGUGGGUACACUGGCGGCAGCGGAGGUGGCGGCGGAGGAGGCGGAGGCGGCGGCCAGCAAAACUGGAUGCAGAACAACCGCCGAAGCGGGUACGAUGAUCGUGUAUACGGUAGCUCGCGAGACUAUCGCGAUCGAGAUCGCGGCAAUGAUCGCAGCCGAAUAGGCAGUACGGAUCGGAAUCGCGGAAGCAGCCAGAGUAGCUACCGCUCCGGAGGAGGCACUCAUCAACAACGGGAUUUUCGGCCUGGCCACCGCGACACCAAAGAAGAUAGUCGCGGUGGCUAUGAGCGGUCAGCUGCCCAAUCUGGCAACAAUUCGGCCGGAAGAGGCGUAGGAGGAGGUGGCGGUGUGUACGAUCAGUACAAGCAGCAAACGAGUGGGACAGCCGGCGGCGGCAAGUCCUCUCUAAGCGGCAAGUGGAGCACCUAUACCCAGCAGCAACAGCAGCCGCAUCAGACAGGAGUCUGGCAGCAGCAACAGCAGCAGCCGUCACAACAGUACCCACAGCAGCAGCAGCAACAGACCGCCGGCCAGCAACCAUAUUGGGGAUAUAAUCAGAUGCAGGCUGGUUAUGGAAACCAGCAGCAGCAAGCAUGGCAGGGUGCCGAUCCACAGCAACAACAACAGUGGAUGUCCUGGUGGCAGCAACAGGCACAGGGCUCUGGCGGAGCAGCGGUCGGUAAUGCCAGUGGAGGCGCGAGCGGCAGUGUAGGAGGCGUCGCUGGCAAUAAUGAUGGCGCCAAUCAUUAUUGGUCUCAAUAUUCAUACUCCACACAGUCCAAUUCUGGCGCCGACAAGAAGUAGCAUCCUGCACUCCCGCCCCUCUGUCCGUCUGUCAACAGGCAAAUCUUCAUUUGGACAGAAGCAAAGAAAAAAUGAACUAAACUAAACCUUACAUGAUAGUUUUUAAACAUUAACAAACCGAUUAAAACAAAAAUUAACCUUA